Closterium sp. Naga37s-1 is the source of this 3393-nucleotide messenger RNA. The record is from the annotation of a GenBank genome assembly. Lineage: Eukaryota; Viridiplantae; Streptophyta; Zygnematophyceae; Desmidiales; Closteriaceae.
AUGAUGUUCAGCCGCCCAUAUUGUUCAGCCGCCCAUGUUGUUCAGCCGCCCAUAUUGUUCAGCCGCCCAUGUUGUUCAGCCGGCCAUAUCGUUGGCGCCCAUAUUGACAAUCAGGAAUACCUAGAGUGCGAGGCGGCAGUGAAGGCACAUCCGCCCUUCCAAGAGGCGAUGAGGCGACGAGGAGUGGAUGACAUGGACCAAGUCUUGGUUGACGUGUGUCUUCACUACCCAAUCUUCGCUCCUCUACCCGUCCCAGCCCCUGCUGCUGGUCAGAGCAUGGCAGUGAUCAAGUGCGACGACAGGGAGGUCAUCCCGCUGCCCCCACCUUUCCUCUUCUUAGCUUUCACUCCUUUCUCCUUACUCUUUACUCUCACCCCAUCCCAAACCCAUUCAGAUCAUGGCAGUGAUCAAGUGCGAGGUCAGGGAGGUCAUCCCGCUGCCCCCACCGGGCCCACUGCGCAUCUACACACCAGUGGAUGUCAGGAUGUAUGUUCUUCUCUCCCCCUCUCCCUGCUUCCUUUGCUGCCGUUACAGAGCAUGGCAGUGAUCAAGUGCGAGAGCAUGGCAGUGAUCAAGUGCGAGGUCAGGGAGGUCAUCCCGCUGCCCCCGCCCGACCCACUGCGCAUCUACACACCAGUGGAUGUCAGGAUUGAUCAAGUGCGAGGUCAGGGAGGUCAUCCCGCUGCCCCCACCGGGCCCACUGCGCAUCUACACACCAGUGGAUGUCAGGAUGUAUGUUCUUCUCUCCCCCUCUCCCUGCUUCCUUUGCUGCCGUUACAGAGCAUGGCAGUGAUCAAGUGCGAGGACAGGGAGGUCAUCCCCCUGCCCCCACCAGUCCUUUUCCUAGCCCUCACUCCUUUCCCCUUCCCUCCCUUCCUUACCCUUUCAUCAGAGCAUGGAAGUGAUCAAGUGCGAGGACAGGGAGGUCAUCCCGCUGCCCCCGCCCGACCCACUGCGCAUCUACACACCAGUGGAUGUCAGGUUGUAUGUUCUUCUCUCCCCCUCUACCUGCUUCCUUUGCUGCCGUUACAGAGCAUGGCAGUGAUCAAGUGCGAGGUCAGGGAGGUCAUCCCCCUGCCCCCACCAGUCCUUUUCCUAGCCCUCACUCCUUUCCCCUUCCCUCCCUUCCUUACCCUUUCAUCAGAGCAUGGAAGUGAUCAAGUGCGAGUGAUCAAGUGCGAGGACAGGGAGGUCAUCCCGCUCCCCCCGCCCGACCCGCUGCGCAACUACACGCCCGGGGCGGACAGGGGGGGCGUGGACCGCUCUGACUUGAAGCCCAUAAAAAUCGAGCAGCCCGAGGGGCCGAGCUUCCGAGUGAAUGGCUACGCUGUGGAGUGGCAGAAGGUGCGUGGAAACGGGGGAAUGCGAGUGGGUGGAGACACGGGGAGUGUUGCUGGCGUGGACCGCUGUGACUUGAAGCCCAUCCGCAUCGAGCAGCUGGAGGGGCCGAGCUCACGAGUGAUUGGAUACGCCGUGGAGUGGCAGAAGGUGAGUGGGCAAGCCUCGACCCCACCCAUUCAAUCUCCAUGGAGUUUCCGAGUAGGGUUCACGCCUAAAGAAGGCCUGGUGCUGCACUCACUCUCAUACGACGACGGCAGCAGCGGCAGGAGGGGCAUUGCACACCGGCUGAGCUUCUGUGAGAUGGUGGUGCCGUAUGGCGACCCCCACGAGCCCCACUACCGCAAAAACGCCUUCGACGCCAGCGAGGACGGGCUGGGCAGGAACGCGCACUCGCUCAAGAAGGGCUGUGACUGUCUGGGCUUCAUCCGCUACUUUGACGCGCACAUGAGCAACUUCAUCGGUGGCGUGGAGACGAUAGAGAACGCCGUGUGCAUGCAUGAGGAGGACCAUGGCAUGCUCUGGAAGCACGUGGACUGGCGCUCGGGGCACGCUGAAGUGAGGCGGUCGAGACGCCUGGUGCUCUCAUUAUUGUGCACCAUAGGGAACUACGAUUAUGGCUUCUUCUGGUACCUCUACCAGGUAAGGGUGCUUCCUACUGGGCUUCUUUGUAAGGUAAGGGUGUGUCUACCACGGGAGCUGUGUGCCGGGCUGGCCCUUUCUGUUCUCACUCAAUCACACUCACUCACCGGUGGUGGUGGGUUCGUGGGAAGACUGGACGGGAAGAUCGAGGCUCAAAUCAAGCUGACAGGGAUCUUAUCAGUGGGCGCGUUGAGGGAGGGCGAGGAGCGGAGGUACGGCACGCUGCUGGUGUCGAGGCUGUACGCUCCCAUCCACCAGCACUUCUUCGUGGCUCGCAUGGACAUGGCUGUUGACUGCCGCCCGGGGGAGGCUGCUAACCAGGUGAGUGGGGAAAUGGGAUACACAGUAAGGGGUGCUGUGCUCAACGCACCUGGGCUCAUCUGUGUACGUCCAUCCAUCCACCAGCACUUCUUUGUGGCUCGCAUGGACAUGGCUGUGGACUGCCGCCCGGGGGAGGCUGCUAACCAGGUGAGUGGGGAAAUGGGAUACACAGUAAGGGGUGCUGUGCUCAACGCACCUGGGCUCAUCUGUGUACGUCCAUCCAUCCACCAGCACUUCUUUGUGGCUCGCAUGGACAUGGCUGUGGACUGCCGCCCGGGGGAGGCUGCUAACCAGGUGAGUGGGGAAAUGGGAUACACAGUAAGGGGUGCUGUGCUCAACGCACCUGGGCUCAUCUGUGUACGUCCAUCCAUCCACCAGCACUUCUUCGUGGCUCGCAUGGACAUGGCUGUGGACUGCCGCCCGGGCGAGCAGGCUAAUCAGGUGAGGGCGUUAGGAGGAUACAUGGCGAGGCAAGGCGUUUGGUUGCUGCACGAGAUGCCGCUAGUGCUCGCCCUCUCUGCCGCCAUCCAUCCAUCCACCAGCACUUCUUCGUGGCUCGCAUGGACAUGGCUGUGGACUGCCGCCCAGGGGAGCAGGCCAAUCAGGGGGGCUGGUAAGGUCAACCAGAUGGUGCAGGUGCAUGUGAGGAUGGAAGGUGAGGGUCUGCACAACCCACGUGCACAUGCGGCCAUGUGCCCUCAAUUCACGCUGCUUCCCUUCCCUCCUCUUCUCCCCACCCUUGUCAGUAACGGACAGAACCGUGUUGAUAGAAUAACGGACAGAACCGUGUUGAUGGAAGUAAGGCCUCCGCAGCCCACCUGUCCGUUACUGACACAUGCGGCCAUGUGCCCUCUAUUCACGCUGCUUCCCUUCCCUCCUCUUCUCCCCACCCUUGUCAGUAACGGACAGAACCGUGUUGAUGGAAUAACGGACAGAACCGUGUUGAUGGAAGUAAGGCCUCCGCAGCCCACCUGUCCGUUACUGACACAUGCGGCCAUGUGCCCUCAAUUCACGCUGGUUCCCUUCCCUCCUCUUCUCCCCACCCUUGUCAGUAACGGACAGAACCGUGUUGAUGGAAGUUCUGAGAGUUGA